Messenger RNA from Striga hermonthica, 489 nucleotides. The record is from the annotation of a GenBank genome assembly. NCBI's taxonomy places the organism in Eukaryota, Viridiplantae, Streptophyta, Magnoliopsida, Lamiales, Orobanchaceae.
AUGCAUGAUGUUCUGUGCCCGCUGUAUUCCUACUAUCAGAAGCAUCCCGUGAAUUAUAUACUCCUUGGGGUGUUCACCGUGUCGCUUGCAUUUGCUGUGGGGUUGACUUGUUCGUACACCAGUGGGAAAGUUAUUCUUGAGGCAGUUAUCUUAACUGCUGUUGUUGUAGUCAGUCUCACUUUAUACACAUUUUGGGCUGCCAAGAGAGGUCACGAUUUCAAUUUCUUGGGGCCUUUCCUGUUUGGAGCUAUUAUCGUACUCAUGCUGUUUGCAGUGAUUCAGAUAUUUUUCCCAUUGGGUAAGAUAAGCUCGAUGAUCUAUGGUUGCCUUGCGUCCAUCAUAUUCUGCGGGUACAUCAUUUACGACACUGAUAAUCUUAUCAAGCGUUAUACGUACGAUGAGUAUAUCUGGGCUGCUGUUGCCUUGUAUUUAGACAUCAUCAAUUUGUUUUUGGCAUUGUUGGAAAUAUUCAGAGCUGCUGAUUCGUAG